UUGAGCAUGGUCUUCAGUGUCCUCAGAUCGUGGCAUGUGCUCAGCAAACUGUUGGAUGUCAGCUUUUUAUUAAUUUCGAUUCACAAUUCUAUCAAAUGACCGAAACAGCUGAAAUCCAAUGACCAUGGCUAGUGAAUUAGCAAAGAAAAUACUUGAUCACAUAGCGAAUAAGGGCGAUGGUAUUAAUACAUUGUUGCUUGCUGAAACCUUUGGGGAAGAUCAUCAGAAAAUAAUUGGAGCUGUCAAAAGUCUUCAAACUCUCGACAAUGUCAUUUCUGUGGAACAAUUGAAUCAAAAAAGCUGGGAAUUGACGUCGGAGGGUCAGCAGGUAGUUGAAAAUGGGAGCCACGAAGCUGCGGUUUACCGUGCAGUACCGGAGAGUGGUAUAGCACAAUCAGAAAUAAUGAAAACUGUUCCCAAUGCUAAAGUAGGAUUUUCAAAAGCCUUAGUAGCUGGCUGGAUUGAAUUAGACAAAAGCAGUGGUGCACCAAUUGUCAAGAGAAAGGUUCUAUCUAUUACGGAUACGAUUCAACUCCACUUGAAAGAUGUAGCUAGUAUACCAGAUAAUUUGAAAGCAGACUACAAAAAGCGAAAACUUCUGCAAGAAGUAGUAACAAAGAUCAUGGUGUUAUCAAAAGGCCCGCAAUUUGUGACUAAUGUAGAAAAGCAAGAAGCCGAUUUAACCGCAGAUUUGUUGAUGAAUGAUUCUUGGAAACAAAAGAAGUUCAAGCCAUACAAUUUUGACGCUCUCGGUGUCGCUCUUGACAUAGGCCAUCUUCAUCCUCUGUUAAAAGUUAGGGCUGAAUUUAGAAAAAUCUUUCUUGAAAUGGGCUUUUCGGAAAUGCCCACGAAUAAUUUUGUAGAGAGUUCAUUCUGGAAUUUCGAUGCAUUAUUUCAACCUCAGCAACAUCCAGCUCGAGAUGCUCACGAUACUUUUUUCAUAUCUGAUCCCAAAACUAGCUCGAAUUUCCCGAUGGAUUACUUGGAGAGUGUAAAAAAAGUGCACAGCAAAGGUGGUUAUGGGUCACAGGGUUAUCGUUAUGAUUGGAAAAUUGAGGAGGCUCAAAAAAACUUACUUCGUACCCACACGACUGCCGUUAGUGCUAGAAUGCUCUACAAACUCAUGCAGCAAGGCGAGUUCAAACCUGUACGUUACUUCAGCAUAGAUCGAGUCUUCAGAAAUGAGACAUUAGAUGCAACACACUUGGCAGAGUUUCACCAGGUUGAAGGUGUCGUUGCUGACUAUAACUUGACCCUCGGUGACUUAAUAGGAACUCUUUACGAGUUUUUCAAAAAACUUGGAAUUACUCAGCUCGAGUUCAAGCCUGCUUAUAAUCCCUAUACCGAACCGAGCAUGGAAAUAUUCUGCUUCCAUAACGGCCUAGGAAAAUGGAUUGAAAUUGGAAAUAGUGGAAUUUUCAGACCAGAGAUGCUGUUGCCAAUGGGGCUGCCCAAAGAUGUCAACGUCAUUGCAUGGGGUUUGUCCCUGGAAAGGCCUACGAUGAUCAAAUACGGAUUGAAUAACAUCCGCGAUUUAGUGGGACCAAAAGUCGAUCUGCAAAUGGUUCACAACAACCCGAUAUGUCGCCUUGAAAAGAAUGGGCCGAGAGUAAUCAACACAAAGAGAACAGCGGAGCUUUUGGAGAAGCGACUGGACAAGAUUCUUUUGGAUUUGGAGGAACUUCAACAAGAUUUCCCGAGAAUCCUUGGAUCACAAAAGUCUGUUGAAAAACGAAAUUUGGUGAUAUUCUGUGACCCAACUCGACCUUUAUACUCCGUCGAAAUUCUUCUAACGAUAAUCAGCAAAAUCUACAGCAUAUUCCUUACCGUACACACGCAUUCAACCGUAGGUGUACUUCCCCAAGGGCUUUUGGAAUUUUGUAAAAAAUCUGAGAAAGCAGCAAGCCCUGAAGCUUGCGAUAUCACAAUAACGAUUGUUUGGAAAUCUGUGGGAGUCGAUGCUAUUUUAAAAACAGAUCAGGCUCAUGAGUUAAUUGGAGAAGUGAAUAUUGCACGUUACUUGAAUCGUUUAAUAGAAUCACGAGACAAGAAUAUUUUGGAGUACGAAAAUGGCUCAUAUUCUUAUGCCGAUAAGAUAGAUACAGCGCUCGAUGAAAUUCAUAGAGCAAUACACAGCAACUCGAUAGAUGAGAUCACUUUACUUCACAGUAAAUCAAAAACUCGUUACAUUCUUGGCAACAAAAUAUCAGUCGUUGAUAUUGUCUGGGACUCCGUUAAAAAAAAUUAUAAAAAGUAAAUAUGUCAUAUCAUCCCCCGAUAUUUUUUCAAAGGUAUCUGUACUGGGUCUUUAUGAAUUCAAAGAAUAAACUAUGCUUCUUCCCGCUA
Messenger RNA from Athalia rosae (coleseed sawfly), 2346 nucleotides. RefSeq names its product phenylalanine--tRNA ligase alpha subunit (gene alpha-PheRS). NCBI's taxonomy places the organism in Eukaryota, Metazoa, Arthropoda, Insecta, Hymenoptera, Athaliidae. Gene Ontology annotation, biological process: phenylalanyl-tRNA aminoacylation. Gene Ontology annotation, cellular component: cytosol; cytoplasm; phenylalanine-tRNA ligase complex. Gene Ontology annotation, molecular function: tRNA binding; phenylalanine-tRNA ligase activity; ATP binding. The transcript has 8 exons. The record is from RefSeq and is a predicted model, not a curated record. Bases 119 to 2257 code for a protein of 712 amino acids.